AUGGCAGUUUGCGAGGUAGCUCGGGGUGGUCUGGUUGAAGAACUUGCGUGGCUAUCAAAAGAAACGGUUAUGUUUGUCUCUGACAACACACUUGGAUUCUUUCUGGUCAGUUCAAUGAUUCAUGGAAUUGAUGAUUACAACAAGAUCAAUCCUUACAUGACAGGUUGGUGGGCUCAUAAGCUCGGUUUUCCUGCAUGCAUCUCUCCUACUCCUCAUGAAACCAUUUUGCCAUCUUGGAUUCUAGAUAGUAGUAGGCGAAGAUACAUAUCCGAGGAGAUAGCAAAACUCGGGAAAGGGAACAUCAGUGCUCAGAUCUUUACGUUCAGAGAGCUCUGUGUUGCCACCAAGAACUUUAACCCUGAGAAUCAGCUCGGUGAAGGCGGUUUCGGAAGGGUUUACAAAGGGCACAUAGAAACCCCUGAAAAGAUUGUUGCGGUUAAGCAGCUAGACAGGAAUGGCUACCAAGGGAAUAGAGAGUUCCUUGUUGAAGUCAUGAUGUUGAGUCUCUUACAUCAUCAAAACCUUGUCAAUUUGGUUGGAUAUUGCGCAGAUGGUGAUCAACGGAUCCUUGUCUAUGAAUAUAUGCAAAAUGGCUCAUUAGAAGAUCAUCUUCUCGAAUUGGUGCGGAACAAGAAGCAACCGUUGGAUUGGGACACAAGGAUGAAAGUUGCAGCAGGAGCAGCGAGAGGGCUCGAGUAUCUACACGAGACAGCUGAUCCUCCUGUGAUCUACAGAGAUUUCAAGGCCUCAAACAUAUUACUUGACGAAGAAUUCAACCCGAAACUUUCGGAUUUCGGCUUAGCUAAAGUUGGUCCGACCGGUGCAGAGACUCAUGUCUCUACGAGAGUAAUGGGAACGUACGGCUACUGUGCGCCUGAGUAUGCUCUCACGGGACAGCUCACAGUUAAAUCCGAUGUUUACAGCUUCGGAGUCGUGUUCUUGGAGAUGAUCACAGGAAGAAGAGUCAUCGACACAACGAAAUCAACUGAAGAACAUAAUCUAGUGACUUGGGCGAGUCCGUUGUUUAAAGAUAGGAGAAAGUUCACGUUAAUGGCGGAUCCGUUGCUUGAAGGGAAGUAUCCUAUAAAGGGACUGUAUCAAGCGCUUGCAGUUGCAGCAAUGUGUCUUCAAGAAGGAGCAGAAAUGAGACCAAUGAUGAGUGAUGUAGUCACUGCGCUUGAGUACUUAGGAAUGACCAAAGUGGAAGAAGAUAACAACAACAAAGAAGGAGAAGAAGAAGAAGAAGAUGAAAGAUCUAAGGUUUAA
Eruca vesicaria subsp. sativa (arugula) is the source of this 1266-nucleotide messenger RNA. NCBI's taxonomy places the organism in Eukaryota, Viridiplantae, Streptophyta, Magnoliopsida, Brassicales, Brassicaceae. The record is from the annotation of a GenBank genome assembly.